Dichotomopilus funicola is the source of this 1392-nucleotide messenger RNA. Its product is annotated as oxidoreductase AflY. The record is from RefSeq and is a predicted model, not a curated record. NCBI's taxonomy places the organism in Eukaryota, Fungi, Ascomycota, Sordariomycetes, Sordariales, Chaetomiaceae. Bases 1 to 1392 code for a protein of 463 amino acids. The transcript is spliced from 4 exons. Gene Ontology annotation, molecular function: oxidoreductase activity.
AUGCUCCAGACAGAUACAUUCGUGAUCGAUGUGGAGAAAACGCCUGGCCUCAUCCACGCAGCGAACUUGACGGAAGAGAGUGCUGCAACCACCACGGCCCUGCUCAAGGAGAACAAUGAGAAGUACCACAUAUUCUUCACCACUGAGGACCACAUGGGUGUAUAUCUGCAUAACCAUAUCGCCCAUCAUGACCUGACGCUGUGGGCGCUGGGAGCCAAGCCGGAGGUGCUGAUCUCCCAGCACAAGCGCAACACACGCUACAUGCGAGACGCCAUGAUCAUCGUGGAUCCCCUCGUGCAGGACCUGGAAGACGACGUGAUUUUCACCAAGUGCCUAGGCCGCGAGGAGAACUUUCGCAAUUUUGAAAAGUUCUUCUUGGGCCAGAUCAACCGCGACGGCUACCAAGCCGUGCUGCAGAAGUAUCUGGUCGGAGGCGGACCGAUUGCCAACGACAUGAUGAUCCGCAUUUACAUGGGUUAUGUGCACGGGCUGAUCCAUAUCGGCCUCGCCCUCGAGUUCCGACAGCCCCUUCUGCUGGCCGAGGGCCUAGCACAGGCCGCGGUGCAUCACGACAUGUGGUACGUCGAGUAUCUCGCCGAGGCCGAGGCGCUCGCCGCCAAGGCCGAGGAGCCACCGCUGCCGCUUGCCGACCUCAUUGACAUGGAGCGCGCGGACCCCAAGAUCAGCACCGCGUCCAGUCUGGACUUCCACACGCAGACGAGGAAGCACUCGGGCCGCUGGGCUAUGGACAAGGAGCUGGCCCGGGAUGGCGUGCUGCCCAAUGCCAAGCCGGAACUGCUUCGUCUGGCUGCCCGGUGGCGGGUAGACCCGGACGACCUUGAGCGGGCUACGGCAGAGCUCAUCAACACGGCUGUGUACAUCACCGCCGGCGCCCAGCUGCCGCCAUACCAAUGCACCUUCGACUUCUACCUGCUGCACUGCCUGACCGCCAGCAUCGGCCACGCCUCCUUCCUACAAGAGACCUCAUUUACCGCGGCACAAAAAGCCCGCCUGCUCGAGUACAGCGGCCGCGUCUUCAUGAUGACCUACGCGGGCAUGGGAGCGCCGCAGUUACGGCUGGACUACCUAUGCGCGCACCAGUCGAAGCUACCAAACCAGGGCUGGGCUGAGGUGUUUGACCGGGCGUGCUACCACGAGGACGACGGGCACAUGUCCAAGAUGAUACGGUCCACGGCGCUGGCGGAGGAACUCUCGCGGCCGUAUGAUGAGAGGGCUGAGUUCCGCGUCAAGCAGGGCAUGUUUCUUACGGCGGGGAUUGCUAUGAUUGACUCUGGGAGCGACCAGCCUAUGACGUGGACUAAGCAUUGGGACUUUGUGCGCGGGGCGGGAUUUGCGGACGCAUGGAAGCGGUUCCCUAAGAGGGAUUACUAG